AUGAAUCAUGAGCUUCAGAAGCAACAUGCGGAUAUGGUUGCUUAUGAAAUGAUUGAGCACCUGAAAGAAUUUUAUCAGGGGCAAGCACGGCAAGAGAGGUUCGAUGUCUCUAAGGCCUUAUUCCAAUGUAAGCUGGCUGAAGGAAGUCCAGUAGGACUUCAUGUCCUUAAAAUGAUUGGCUAUAUUGAAAGCAUGUCUAAGUUUGGGUUUCCAUUGAGCCAAGAGUUGGCCACUGAUGUUAUUCUUCAAUCGUUGUCGGAUAGCUACAGCCAGUUUGUCCUCAAUUUCAAUAUGAAUGAAAUUGAUAAGACUCUGCCACAGUUGCUCAGGAUUGCAAAGGAGUAG
Messenger RNA from Gossypium raimondii (Peruvian cotton), 345 nucleotides. RefSeq lists its product as uncharacterized. The record is from RefSeq and is a predicted model, not a curated record. The transcript has 2 exons. Lineage: Eukaryota; Viridiplantae; Streptophyta; Magnoliopsida; Malvales; Malvaceae. The coding region runs from base 1 to 345 and encodes 114 amino acids.